Messenger RNA from Pyrenophora tritici-repentis Pt-1C-BFP, 1968 nucleotides. RefSeq lists its product as uncharacterized. Lineage: Eukaryota; Fungi; Ascomycota; Dothideomycetes; Pleosporales; Pleosporaceae. Gene Ontology annotation, molecular function: alpha-1,2-mannosyltransferase activity. Gene Ontology annotation, cellular component: endoplasmic reticulum membrane. Gene Ontology annotation, biological process: GPI anchor biosynthetic process. The record is from RefSeq and is a predicted model, not a curated record.
AUGCCUACCCUGGCCCGGCUGCACUUGUUUUUUUUGCUGUUGCUGUCCUGGCACUGGCACUGGCACUGGACCCUCUCAUCAAUUUUUCUGCUUUCGACACGCAAACACCACCCAUGCGUGACCACCCCCGGCGUGCUCGUGCAUGGUGCCAAGGAGCUAGACCGACGGCCGUCGCAUCGUCACCUUCGCUGCCAAUCUCAUCUCCCUCAGCUCGUCUCCCAUCCGCCCCGGCUUCCCGCUUGUGCUCCACGCCAACCUGAUUAUCCAAUGCCUGCCACCAGCGACUCGACGAGGAACACGAAUCCGACCGCCACUGGUGCUCCACCACGACCGACGCCUAACAGCUAUCGUGACUCGACGCUAGCCGUCUUUGCCCUGCUGCUUGCCUUCCGCAUCGUCAAUGCUUUGACGCUGCGCACCUUUUUCCAGCCCGAUGAGUUCUUCCAGUCCCUCGAGCCUGCAUGGCAGCUGGCUUUUGGCGCCAACAGUCAUGCCUGCAUCACUUGGGAGUGGAGGUCGCAGUUGCGGUCGUCCGUGCAUCCAGCGCUAUUUGCUGCCGUCUACAGAGUUGCGGCACAUCUUGCUGCUUUCUGGCGCUUGUCGCUACCUGCAAAAGCCGAACUCCUCAUCGCAACGCCGAAAGUUUUCCAGGCCGUCUUUGCGGCUUUGCUUGAUUGCUACACUUGGAAACUUGCGGAAAAAGUUUACGGUCGUGGCACCCGCACUGCCCUUCUUACUGACCUCGGCUUGCUCACAGAGUUGCGUCUGUCACUACUGUUGGCAGCGCUUGCAUGUAUUCUCCGACCAACCAAUGCCCUCAUCUGGCUUGCCGUAUCCAUACCAACCCUCUGGCAGGCUUCCCAGAAACUGCGGUAUGUGCUGGUCCGGGAAGUCCUGCUCUGCGGCGUCGUGGUUUUCGCAGUCUCACUUGUGUCUGACCGACUGUACUACCGAGUCUGGACCCUUCCGCCGCUCCGCUUCCUCUACUUCAACAUCGCCCAGUCUCUAGCCGUCUUCUACGGGAAGAACCGAGGUGACUACUAUUUUACCGAAGGUCUGCCGUUGCUUCUCACCACAGCUUUACCGUUCGCCGCUGUCGGCCUAUGGAAAUCUUUGCAGGGCCCAGAACCACAAGGAUCAUCCCCAGUCGAGUCAAGUGAAGACGCAACGGGCAAACGGAUACUAGCACGUUUGGCAUGGACAUCAGUUUUCAUGACCGUUGUGUUGAGUCUGAUAUCACACAAGGAAGUUCGCUUCCUAUAUCCUAUACUGCCUUUUCUUCACAUCAUUGCAGCCGCACCGCUCUGCAAUUUCCUGCCUCGCCAAGCUGCAUUAUCGCGCCGAGCCGUCAUAUUGUCCCUUCUUAUUGCAAACAUCCUACUUGCGAGCUAUGUCUCGCAGCUCCAUCAACGAGGCGUCAUCGAUGUUCUCGCCUAUCUUCGCCAUAAACAUGAAACGCGCAAUAACCUAUCACACACAUCUUCCAGUACCGACACGCACGCUGCUAUCGUAACAAACACGACAGUUGGCUUCCUCAUGCCUUGCCACUCUACCCCCUGGCGCUCCCACCUCGUCUACCCCGAGCUUUCCGCCUGGGCACUGACCUGUGAACCCCCAAUCGACAUUCCAACCUCCGAACGCUCUGCCUACUUUGACGAAGCCGAUGAGUUUUAUAUUAAACCUGGCCCAGUGGCAUGGCUCCGCGGUAACAUGGAAGAUGUGCAAACCAUUACCGCGAGUGGCAGUCGCUCGGGCCAGCACUGGAUGCGCCAGGACCCAAAGUUCAAACGCAAGUAUCGGCGUGAGUGGCCACAGAACUUGGUCUUCUUUGAGCAGUUGGAGGAUACGCUGAAGACGCAUCUUGAGGGCACGAGGUAUCAGGAGUGUUGGAGGGGUUUUAAUUCGCAUUUUCAUGACGAUCAUCGGAGGGUUGGGGAUGUGAUUGUUUGGUGCUUGGAUGGAGUAUGA